UGUCUAUAGAAUUAAAGUUUGGUUCAAUGUUGUUGAUUUUAUAUAUACAACUUUUGGUUGAACUAUCCAAAUAAUAUAAAAGUCUUGGAUGGCCUGCAGUUGAGUAAAUUAUAAAUACAUUUUCAUUUUUGGUGAACUAUUCCUUUAAUAUGACUCCCAAAUCAUCAUUGGUGCGUGCAUCUGAUUGGUUUAAGCCACAUAAGUAAUUAAAUGGAGAUAUCCCAUGUUGGCUAUAUUAUAAAUACAUUUCUAUCGAAGGUCCAGAGUAACUAUUUAUUAAGAAAAUUUGCCAAAGGGUGAAUGUCUUAAUAUAAAACAUAUAAUGUAUAAAACAUAUAAUCCAUCUUUUGAGCAUGUGGAAUUCUGAAUGCCAUAUUGUGUUCAUGAGUAGGCCCAUUUGUGAAUGAAAGACCCUCCCAUAUGCAUCAGAGCAACAUAUAAAACCUGUAGUCUCCGCGCACUCUCACACGCUAAAGAUGCGCAGACGCGUGACUACUGACAGUCUCGUGCGCACUGGGUCAGUAAAACCGCACCUACUAAACCUGAACUAGUUUAAAACUUUCGAGAAAUGAAGAAAAUGCCUGUCCUUACAUUGAACUUGAGCGACGCAGCUUUGGAGAUGGAAGCCACCGGAGAUGAACCCCGGGACGAGCAUUUAGCUCAAAUCGAGAUCGCGCUGCUGAGCGUCAUCUUUCUUUGCGCAUCAUCUCUGAACUUUGGUCUGCUUCUGGUUUUGUGGAAGAAGAAACAGCAGAUGUCCAGGAUGCGCGUGUUUGUGAGCCAUCUCUGCUUGGCGGACCUGGUGGUCGCCUUUUUCCAGGUGUGCCCACAGCUGAUGUGGGACAUAACCGACCGUUUCAUCGGUCCUGACCUCGUAUGUCGUCUGGUCAAGUAUCUGCAGAUUGUCGGCAUGUUCGCCUCAACUUACAUGAUAGUUGUGAUGACUGUUGACCGUUAUCAGGCGAUCUGUAACCCAAUGGUGACUUUCCAGAGGCGACGCGCGCGCUGGAACCUGCCAGUGUGCGUCGCGUGGCUCGCGUCGUUCGUCUUCAGCGUCCCGCAGCUGUUUAUUUUCUCUAGGGUUCAGAUCGCCCCGGGUGUCUACGACUGCUGGGCACAGUUCAUUCAGCCGUGGGGACCUAAAGCGUACGUGACGUGGACGACACUGAUGAUAUUUCUGGUGCCCAUCGUAACCGUGACGGUGUGCCAGGUGCGCAUCUGCCGCGCGCUCCAGAUCAACCUGUACCUGAAGACCCAGCAGCAGCAGCAGGGUCGUGCUGAAGGACACCCGCACCCUCUUUCCUCCAGGACCAGCAACGUGGCGUCGGUGUCCAAGUCUCGAAUUAAGACCGUGAAGAUGACGGUGGUGAUCGUGCUCGCUUACACCGUGUGCUGGGCUCCGUUCUUCACCGUUCAGCUGUGGUCUGUGUGGGACGCGGACGCUCCGACCGAGACUGCAACCUUCACCAUCCUCAUGUUGCUGGCGAGCCUGAACAGUGUUGCCAAUCCAUGUAUCUACCUGCUUUUCACUGUGAAGUUCCCCAAACUGUUGGGAACUCUCCUGUGCAUGAAGCAUACAGACUUAAAGGAGUCGCUGCCUGAGGAGGCUACAAUGGUCAGCUCUCUGUAUUUGAGCUUUAAAAGCCACUCCGACAUACAGUGAAAAUGAAACAACACUAACAAACAUGUCCAAAUGCCAUGAACGUGUACCAUGUUAGUAUUCUCUGAAGUACGAAGGAGUACAUGUAAAUAGUACAUGCAUAUGGUUCAGUACUACUGUAUACAUCACAGUACCAUGAUAUUACCAUCUGAUACAUCACUGUACUGGUGCUAUCACGGUUCUUCUAUGUAAAAAAAAUCACUGGCAUCUCAUUGUGAAUUGUAUCAAACAGUUUGGAGGUUUAUGAUUCUUUUUUACACUGAAUUAAUGUAAAACUCCAAUUUUAUUUCCAACUGAUCCUCCAUUGCUUUCAUUUGGCCCUAAAAAGAUUAUUUUUCCAAAACUGGUCACAGUCAGUGAUUUUUAUUAUUUCUAUUAUUUAACUGUACAUAGCAAGUAGGAAAAUAAAUUGCUCACAGUGUGUGGUGUUCUAAUCACAAUCACAGUGGUGUACAAAAUACAGUGUCUUUAAAUAUUGAGAAAAACAUCUGACUACUUGUGUGGUGAAUAUUGUUAUGAAAAUGCCUGUACAUGUUCACUAUUCUGACUGUCAAUAAAGUGCUUUAAC
Molecule: messenger RNA, 2228 nt
Organism: Cyprinus carpio (common carp)
Lineage: Eukaryota; Metazoa; Chordata; Actinopteri; Cypriniformes; Cyprinidae
Product: oxytocin receptor-like
Biological process (GO): G protein-coupled receptor signaling pathway; regulation of systemic arterial blood pressure by vasopressin; positive regulation of vasoconstriction
Cellular component (GO): membrane
Molecular function (GO): peptide binding; vasopressin receptor activity
Source: RefSeq, a predicted model, not a curated record